AUGACCAUGACCACCAUGCCAGAGAGCCUAAAUAGCCCCGUCUCAGGCAAGGCGGUCUUCAUGGAGUUUGGCCCGCCCGGGCAGCAAAUGCCUCCGUCGCCCAUGGCCCACGGCCACUACUCCAUGCACUGUUUACACUCGGCCGGCCACUCGCAGCCGGACAGCUCGUACAGCGCCGCGUCCUCCUUCUCCAGACCGCUGGGCUACCCCUAUGUCAACUCGGUCAGCAGCCACUCGGGCAACCCUUACAUGAGCUCGGUGCAGUCCUACCCCAACAGCACCAGCUUGGCUCAGACUCGGUUAGAGGAGACAGGGACCGAGACAGAGAAAAGCACCGUAGUGGAAGGCGGCGAAGUGCGCUUUAACGGCAAAGGGAAAAAAAUCCGGAAGCCCCGGACGAUUUACUCCAGCUUGCAACUCCAGGCUUUGAACCGGCGCUUCCAACAGACCCAGUACCUGGCUUUGCCGGAAAGAGCCGAGCUGGCCGCCUCCUUGGGCCUCACCCAGACUCAGGUCAAGAUCUGGUUCCAGAACAAGCGCUCCAAAUUCAAGAAGCUCAUGAAGCAAGGAGGAGCCGCCUUGGAAAGCAGCGCGCUGGCCAACGGGAGGUCGCUGUCGGCCAGCUCUCCGCCCGGGCCGCCGGUCUGGAAUACCACCUCGUCGUCGGGUAAGACCACCCCGGGCACCCCGGGCACCUACAUCCCCAGCUACACGUCUUGGUACCCUUCGGCCCACCAGGAGACUAUGCAGCAGCCUCAGCUGAUGUGAGGAGGAGC
Molecule: messenger RNA, 776 nt
Organism: Protobothrops mucrosquamatus (brown spotted pit viper)
Lineage: Eukaryota; Metazoa; Chordata; Lepidosauria; Squamata; Viperidae
Gene: DLX1
Product: distal-less homeobox 1
Exons: 3
Coding region: 1-768 (255 amino acids)
Biological process (GO): negative regulation of transcription by RNA polymerase II; embryo development; cell differentiation
Molecular function (GO): DNA-binding transcription factor activity, RNA polymerase II-specific; RNA polymerase II cis-regulatory region sequence-specific DNA binding
Source: RefSeq, a predicted model, not a curated record